This is a messenger RNA of Trematomus bernacchii (emerald rockcod), 3677 nucleotides long. It is a transcript of the gene nf2a, whose product is annotated as neurofibromin 2a (merlin). Gene Ontology annotation, cellular component: plasma membrane; apical part of cell; filopodium. Gene Ontology annotation, biological process: positive regulation of protein localization to early endosome; positive regulation of early endosome to late endosome transport; regulation of gliogenesis. Gene Ontology annotation, molecular function: actin binding; cell adhesion molecule binding. NCBI's taxonomy places the organism in Eukaryota, Metazoa, Chordata, Actinopteri, Perciformes, Nototheniidae. The record is from RefSeq and is a predicted model, not a curated record. Bases 565 to 2355 code for a protein of 596 amino acids. The transcript has 16 exons.
AAUGGUUAGCAGCAGGUAGCUAUCGCUUCGAGUAAACAUGCAGAAGUGUUUUGAACUGUCCAGGAGAGAUAUAUUGGCUUCAUCUUUUUUUUUGGACGCUUAGAAGAAUACGUCAACGGAUUUAAAGUUAUAAAGACGGAUACCUUUAGCGCAAGAAAUGGGUUUGUAAUGUACACGUUAGUUAGUUAGUUACUUAUUUUCUUUUUAACCUGUUAGCUAACGUUAGCAGCAAGGAUAGGACAGUACACUUGUCUCAUCUGCUUAUGCUAAAAGUAAACUAACUUGUUUUGUAGGUAACGCGAUAUUACAAAAUACUACAAUUUAAACAUGGAAUCUGUAUUAUACAUUCAUAAGUCAAGAUAAUGUCAGCGAUAGCCUCAUUUAAACCUGAAUGAAAUUUGUUUUAAACAUAUAUUUAUUGAUAGUUGAAGGUGCUAGAGUAAAGCUGGACAGUCACAUCCUCGACUGUCUACGCCAUAUAGUGUAACAGAAAUAAUGCCUUGACAGUGCACUUCUUUUGUAGGACUUUGUAUAAGUAAAUAGUAAGUUUGUAAGCUAUUCACCAUGGCAAGUGCCUUAGCAGCAAAAAUGGGAUUCAACUCAUUGUUAAGAAAACAAGCCAAGAACUUCAACGUCAGGAUCUGCACAAUGGAGUCAGACAUGGAGUUCAGCUGCGAGGUCAAGUGGAAAGGGAAAGACCUUUUUGACUUUGUGUGUCGAACUCUGGGGCUGAGGGAGACGUGGUUUUUUGGACUCCGGUACGACAUCAAGGACACCGUUGCUUGGCUGAAGAUGGAAAAGAGGGUUCUGGAUCAGGAGGUACCGAAGGAAGAACCAAUCACUCUUCACUUCCUGGCCAAGUUUUACCCUGAAAAUGCUGAGGAGGAGCUCGUGCAGGAUAUCACACAGCAUCUCUUCUUCCUACAGGUGAAGAAGAACAUCCUGGAGGAGGAGAUUCACUGUCCUCCUGAAGCCUCCGUGCUGCUGGCCUCAUACGCCGUCCAUGCCAAGUACGGAGAGUACGACCCCAAUGUCCACAAGCCUGGCUUCCUGGCCAAGGAGGAACUUCUUCCAAAGAGGGUGAUAAACUUGUACCAGAUGACUGCAGAAAUGUGGGAGGAAAGGAUCACGGCUUGUUACGCAGAGCACAGGGGCAGGACGAGGGAAGACGCUGAGGUGGAGUAUUUAAAAAUAGCUCAGGACCUGGACAUGUAUGGCGUCAAUUACUUUUUAAUCAGGAAUAAAAAGGGAACAGAUCUUCUCCUGGGAGUGGACGCCCUGGGGCUGCACAUCUACGAGCCGGACAACAGGCUGUCACCAAAGUGCUCCUUCCCCUGGAAUGAGAUCCGCAACAUCUCCUACAGCGACAAGGAGUUUACCAUCAGACCUCUCGGCAAGAAAACCAAUGUUUUCAAGUUCAACUCUUCGCGUCUAAGAGUCAACAAGUUGAUCCUCCAGUUGUGUAUAGGGAACCAUGACCUGUUCAUACGCCGCCGCCGGGUGGACUCGCUCGAAGUCCAGCAGAUGAAAUCUCAGGCCAGAGAGGAGAGGGCCCGAAAACAGGUAGAGAGGCAGCGUCUGCAGCGGGAGAAGCAGCUGCGGGAGGAGGCAGAGAGAGCCAGGGACGAGCUGAAGAGGAGGCUGAUUCAGCUGCAGGACGAGGCCCACAUGGCCAACGACGCACUGCUGCGUUCGGAGCAGACGGCGGACCUGCUGGCUGAGAAGGCCCAGAUCGCGGAGGAGGAGGCUAAGCUGUUGGCCCAGAAAGCUGCAGAGGCUGAGACAGAAAUGCAACGCAUCAAAGUGACGGCCAUCCGUGGCCAGGAGGAGCGGCGGCUCAUGGAGCAGAAGAUGCUGGAGGCAGAGAUGCUGGCCCUCAAGAUGGCAGACGAAUCGGAGAGGAGGGCCAGAGAGGCUGAGCAGCUGAGACAGGACCUGCAGGAAGCCAAGGAGUCGGAGCGCAGGGCCAAGCACAAACUGCUGGAGAUCACCAGCAGGGCUGUCUACGCGUCUCCUGGCCUGCCAUCUGACAGCAUGCCUCCCGACAGCAUGCCUCCCGACCUGAGCUUCAGCAGGGAGAACCUCAGCUUUGACUUUAAAGACACCGACAUGAAACGCCUCUCCAUGGAGAUCGAGAAGGAGAAAGUGGAGUACAUGGAGAAGAGCAAGCACCUGCAGGAGCAGCUGAAUGAGCUGAAGACAGAGAUUGAGAGUCUGAAGAUGAAAGAGAGAGAGACUCCUCUGGACAUCAUUCACAACCAGAACACCGAGCAGGGGACCAGCAAGCACAGCAACUUUAAAAAGCUAACACUACAGAGCACCAAGACCCGGGUGGCCUUCUUUGAGGAACUGUAAACUACGUACCUGUAAAGGUGGGGAUGCACACCUGCCAAGAACCUCAUCACUCUACAUUCCUGGUCGGUUUAAAUGAUUGGCCGCCACUGUGAGACCUUAUGCUCUUACUGAGAAACCACUAUGAGACAGAAGAAAAUGACCACUUCCUUUAUCUGCUGUAGCUCCAGGGACCUUGUGUGUACGAAACAUGGUGAACACAUAAUGUCACUGCUCUAAAUCUGUGUGUGUUUACAGUCCGAGUGUGUGAAUACAGCACAUUCUCAGUGAGUACUUUGGAUGGGUAUUGGUUUUUUAUUCAUGCGAAGAACAAAGGUAGAUGAUGAGAAGGAAUAACAUCGGUCUUUGACUGAUCCGGUUCCACUGUGGCUGUAAUGAGACAGUACUUUGAAUUUAAGAAUUGUUAUUAUAUAAGUCUUGGAUGACCUACUUUUUUUGACUGUUUUGAAAUUCUAAUAGAAAUAGACUUCUAAGGGAUAAAGUUGAACAAAAGAACAAAUUGAUUAUAAGAAAUGUUGCCCUUACCUGACUCAAAUAAUUGAUAUUUAGUAAGGGCCGUCUAGACUGCCAUUUUGAUUUCUAAUGCAAAAAAAGAAAUCCUUAAAGUAUGUUGUUUAACAUGUCUUUUUGUUUUAUGGAAUGUUUAAAUAAGGAAUACAAAUAUAGCCUUCCUUUGCCAUUAUACAAUUCAUUGUUAAUACUGGGAGUUGAUGGGCCGUGGUAGAUAUUAAUGAUACUAUAAACUGAAAAAUCCACUUAUGUCACUUAUUACGAGUCAUUUGUCUUGGUUUUGUUUGAGCCUGGUUUCCUACAUCUCAAACUGUGUUUCCAUGUUUGUGUCUUAAUGCAAUUUUUAUGGUAAAUGUAAACAUAUUGUUGUACAUGAGGCCUUUGGACCUGUGUUUACAUCCUGUGAUACACACAGGAGUCGUGUUUCUCUGCCUGCCUCACACUUUUUUAGGAUGCCGUUACACAUUGUAGCGAAGGAACUAGGAUUCUUUGCAAGCUUGUGUCACAUCUGUCAGUUUUUUGUGUGUUUGUGAAUACAACCAGUCAACCACUUAUAUCAAAAAACAUGAAUUUGCAUCUAUUUUUAAUUAAUGUAUCUUUUUGAGUUACUGUGUGCUUUUCCUCUGAAAGCAAUUUAUUAUUACAUUGUGAAGGAAAUAUAUUUCUUUCAGGAUUGCAUUUAACAAUAAUAUUAAGCAGUAUUUGAAAAAAACACUAGGUAAAGUUACCUUUUAUAACUAGAUAUCAAUUUUUUACAGAAACAUUGUACCAGAUAUGUAUGUUUUGAAUGUAAAAUAAAAGAAUAUCAGGUGUGA